Suillus clintonianus is the source of this 240-nucleotide messenger RNA. RefSeq names its product RlpA-like double-psi beta-barrel-protein domain-containing protein-containing protein. The record is from RefSeq and is a predicted model, not a curated record. The annotation marks the transcript as partial. The transcript has 4 exons. NCBI's taxonomy places the organism in Eukaryota, Fungi, Basidiomycota, Agaricomycetes, Boletales, Suillaceae.
GGUGCCUGUGGAACUUUCAAUAAUCCCGGCGACUUUAUCGUUGCACUCAAUUCAUGCGAAUUUGAUGGAGGUAGCCAUUGCUUCCAAACGAUAACUCUUACCGUGAAUGGCAUGUCAACACAGGCCCAGAUUACGGAUGAGUGCCCUGGAUGUCCGUGCGGAGGACUUGACCUCAGUCAGGGUCUCUUUGAAUUCUUCGCGCCAACCAGCGUCGGGGAAUUGUCUGGAUCGUGGAUUUAU